Messenger RNA from Conger conger (European conger), 3266 nucleotides. RefSeq names its product serine/threonine-protein kinase Nek4-like. The transcript has 16 exons. Gene Ontology annotation, molecular function: ATP binding; protein kinase activity. The record is from RefSeq and is a predicted model, not a curated record. NCBI's taxonomy places the organism in Eukaryota, Metazoa, Chordata, Actinopteri, Anguilliformes, Congridae. Bases 237 to 2774 code for a protein of 845 amino acids. Gene Ontology annotation, biological process: protein phosphorylation.
ACCACACAACUGUGUACGAGCUGUCAGGCUAGUUAGCUAUAUUCGUGUGUUGCACUAUACAUAAUUACAGAGUGAUAGCUAGCUAGGCCAAACAAUGAAAUCCAUAGAGCUAAUUGGCUAACGUUUGCAAACAUGGGAUAACAUUUGGCGUCCCCCUUUUAAACAACGACUGAUGGUUCUUUUCUGAGCUGGCGCUAACGUAGUCUAGCUACAGCUGUAAUACAGUCAUCUAAUGCAUGACUAUGGAGAAUUAUAACUUUAUCCGAAUCGUUGGGAAAGGUAGCUACGGUGAAGUCAGUCUGGUCAGACACAACGCUGACAGAAAACAGUAUGUCAUCAAGAAGUUGAACUUGACGACUUCGUUAAAGCGUGAGCGGAGAGCAGCAGAACAAGAGGCACAGCUCUUGUCCCAGUUGCGGCACCCGAACAUCGUUACAUAUAGGGAGUCCUGGGAAGGAGAGGACCGUAGGCUUUACAUUGUCAUGGGCUUUUGCGAGGGGGGUGACCUCUACCAGAGGCUGAAACAACAGAAUGGCGAGCUGCUCCCUGAGAGACAGGUGGUUGAAUGGUUUGUCCAAAUUUCCAUGGCCCUCCAGUAUUUGCAUGAAAAGCACAUCUUGCAUCGGGAUUUGAAAACCCAGAAUAUCUUCUUGACCAAGACCAACAUAAUCAAAGUUGGAGACCUUGGGAUUGCACGAGUGUUGGAGAACCACAAUGACAUGGCAAGCACCCUCAUUGGAACACCAUAUUACAUGAGUCCAGAGCUUCUCUCAAACAAACCCUACAACCACAAGUCUGAUGUCUGGGCUUUGGGCUGCUGUAUGUAUGAAAUGGCCACUCUAAAGCAUGCUUUCAACGCCAAAGACAUGAACUCCUUGGUGUAUCGUAUCAUAGAAGGAAAGCUGCCACAGAUGCCAAGUAUGUACAACCCCCAGCUUGGAGAGCUCAUUAAGAGCAUGCUAAGUAAGAAGCCAGAGGAGCGACCGGACGUCAAGCACAUCCUCCGACAGCCCUACAUCAGGCAGCAGAUUUUCAUGUUUCUGGAGGCUACAAAGGAGAAAAGUGCUAAGUCCAGAAAGAAAGUUCUGAACAACAGGCCCAGUGACUCUGUGGUGCUGGUAAACGUAAAAUGUGAGCACCCCUCUCAGUCGCCCUCCGAUCAUUACAAAAAGGGAAAACCGAGGGAAAAAAAACAUCCCCAACGUCACAAAGCCAGCAGCGGCAACACGGAACCCUCUUCUUCUCCAAUAGAGUUGGUCACUAAAGCGCCUGCACAGGAUUUUCUGAAUGGCACAAAUGCAUCCAUAGCAACCAUCAGUAAUGUCAAUAUUGAUAUCGAGCCCCUGGAAGAUGAAGGGCAGCAGGAAGUGCCACCUCAGAGCAUCAGUAACCAGCCCAAACCAGCAGAGAACAGAGGGAGCAGGAAAGAGUAUCCCUCUCCAGCACAGGCCUGGGGAGGUGUGCCAGUGUCCGGUGUCAUCGGUAGGGAGGAAAAGAGGGUAUUGAAUGGCUCUGUGAAGCACAAUUGUCCCCUCCCGUCAGGAAUGAGACCGGCCGACGAAAGCAAAUGGACGGUCGAGAGUCAGCCUCCUCCUGUAAAUAUGGACAACAAAGAUGACACGGUGAACCUGCUCCAGGAUGUGGAGAGGGAAAACCAAAACAAAAGCCUUGAACUGAGGGAAAGCUUGGACUCAACAGAAAAGCUAUUGGAACCAUUUAUUCCUGUCUCAGUUGCGGAAUCCCCCCAUGAAGAUCCACUUCCACGUGUCCCAGAGCAGGAUGUGCCCCAGCUCCAAGCCCCCUCUUCUACUUCAGAAUCGUCCCUGUCCCACCAGCACACACAGAGGGACAGUGAGAAGCCACAGACUGACCAAGAUAGGGUAAAGAUGGUGUCUUCCAGACCUUUGCCACCACCCCCUGGAGAUUCUUUCACAGCCCAUAAGAAUAAUAAGCACAGGGGCCAUGCAGCUGAGACAAAGAGUGUCAGUUCAUCAUGUGCCUCAGACUGCAGGUCUAAAGACGGCUCCAUAUCAUCAUCAUCACAGGAUCGUCCCCUGACAGCAAGAGAGCGAAGACGACUGAAACAGAAGGAAGAUCACUUCAAUUUAGGUGUCCCUGUUCCAAGUCAAGCCUUUGAGUCAAAUGCUAUCCCUGUGGAGAGGAAGGAGAUAGAUUCCCAGAAUGCAGCAGUCUGCCCUUCUGUAUCUGACACUGCCAUCCAUGCAAACAAGAAACAGGUAAGGUCACAGUUGCAAGCUCCAGAAGAGGAUGAGAGUGGCUCCUCCACUUGCUCCACUGAUCACUCUGAAGGGGACUACAAAGAGAGGAAGAAGAGUAAUGAGAUGCAAGACCUUGUCCACUUGAUGACCCAGACACUACAAAUGGAUUCCAGAGAUCCAGCAUGCGAGCCCGACGGCCCUGAAUCUGGCUCUACACAAAUGCCUGAGUUCAGACUGAAUAGGAGGUACAGAGACACCUUGGUUCUGUAUGGAAAGGCCAAAGAAGAGCAAGAGGAGUUUCACCUCAGUGAAGUUCCCUCAGAUCUUACUCCUGGGUCUGCCAAGAUAAGGAGAGCAAUUGAACGCUUAAGAACUGAUGUUGUGAGAGGUCUGGGGAUUAAGCUUCUGGACAGAGUAAUGGACAUCAUGGAAGAAGACGAUGAAGACAAGAGAGAGCUUCUACUCCGGGAACAAAUGGGAGAGGAAAAGUACCAGGCCUACGCUGUCAUGGUGCGGCAGUUAAAAUUCUUGGAAGAUGUUGCUUUCAAAGAAUAAGGAGUCUGAAGAAAGAAUCUAAAAUUACAGCGAUGCAACCUGGCAGUGCCUUUAUAUGACUGGUGUGUAUGGAAAGGACCAAAUUCACACACGGCUAAAAUGGAAUCCCUCUGAAUGUGCAGUUUCUCAUUUCAUGCAAUUGUGUCUUAUAGAUUUCUUUGUUAUAUAUUAGAAAUGACAGUACACUUUGAAUAUUGUUGUAGAUACAUAGAAUAUAUCUGAUAGUCUAUAUUUACAAAUGAGAGUAGUGUGAUUAAUCUGAUUUCACAUUAAAAUGAAAUAUCUAUAACUCCAGAAAACCUGUAGUACUUGAAGUAAAGGAUUGGUAGAAUAGCUUGAUGUAUGUCAACACAAAUGCAGGAAAAUACUGUAUUGGACACAUUCUGUUCAAUAUGUGCUGUUACCAUCUGUAUCAAAAAGAUUACCCUAUUAUUAUCAUGUUUUGGAUUUUCUUUUCAGUUGCAAGAAAUACUUCUUUAAAAGCAUUUCAUG